This is a messenger RNA of Camellia sinensis, 763 nucleotides long. The record is from RefSeq and is a predicted model, not a curated record. NCBI's taxonomy places the organism in Eukaryota, Viridiplantae, Streptophyta, Magnoliopsida, Ericales, Theaceae.
UGGGACUCCGACACGGUGCGGAUUUUUUUGGAACUUGUUAUCAAAGAGUUGGACGUUGGUUUCAAGGGGAGCUUCCAUACAAUGACAAUGCAUGGAUAUCGAGCUGUAAGCAAGGGCUUUCUGGACCGUACAAAUAAGGUGCAUGAGGUCAAACAACUGCAGAACAAGUACUCGUUGCUGAAAAAGGAUUGGCAGUCAUGGUCGAAAUUGAUGGACAGCAGGCAUGGGCCAACCGGCAUCAGUUACAAUGAAGCCAUGGGUUUGAUACAAGCAUCUGACGAUUGGUGGGCACAUUACGAAAAGGUUGACAAGAAUGCAAUCAAGUUCAAAACAAAACCGUUGGAGCACAUGGACCUCAUGCGAAGGGUGUACGAAGGCGCUACAGCAACCGGAAAAUAUGCAUGGACACCAGGUGCAGCGUUCGAACCUGUGGCACCCGAUGACGGUACUUCGUAGGCGCCUGAUGAAGACUGCGAGGAUAGCAGCGGGCUGCCCCUUUUCCAGCCUGCCACGCAGCAUGAACACACUGUGCAGCACACUGUUGCGCAAGAGGAUGGCACGCCGGCACCCGUGCACGCUGCGUCGUCGAGCAUUAACGCUGACGACACACCAACUAGUGGCAUGAACAAACGCAAAUCGCCAGGCCCAACACACCCACAGCGGAAAAGAGGGCAGAGUGAGGGAGCUUCUCUGUUGGCGAGUAGUAUGGAAAACCUUGCAUCCUCUGUGAAAUUACAACAACGACAAAUCCGCGUCUCACAUG